Molecule: messenger RNA, 1047 nt
Organism: Colletotrichum spaethianum
Lineage: Eukaryota; Fungi; Ascomycota; Sordariomycetes; Glomerellales; Glomerellaceae
Product: uracil-regulated protein 1
Exons: 2
Coding region: 1-1047 (348 amino acids)
Biological process (GO): base-excision repair; base-excision repair, AP site formation via deaminated base removal
Cellular component (GO): nucleus; mitochondrion
Molecular function (GO): uracil DNA N-glycosylase activity
Source: RefSeq, a predicted model, not a curated record
AUGUCGACGCUCAAACGCAAGGCCGGCACGCUGUCCGCCGCGGACAACAAGAAGCCCAAGCAAGAUGGCAGCAUCAUGUCUUUUUUCGGGGCCCCAAAACCGGUGGCCAAGGCGGGUGGUGUGGCCGCUUCCGAGGUCUCGCCGGCCGCCAAGUUCGACAAGGACAAAUGGGUUGCCGGCCUGACGGCCGAGCAGAAGGAGCUGCUACAGCUCGAGAUCGCUACGCUGCACGAGAGCUGGCUGGCACUGCUCAAGGACGAGGUCACCAGCAAGGAGUUCCUUGAUCUCAAGCGUUUCCUGAACAGGGAAUCGGAUGCUGGCAAGAAGUGGUUCCCUCCAAAGGAGGAUGUAUACUCUUGGUCCCGCCAUUGCCCGUUCAACACUGUCAAGGUCGUCAUCCUCGGCCAAGACCCCUACCACAACCACAACCAGGCCCACGGCCUCGCCUUCUCCGUCCGCCCUCCAACCCCGGCGCCGCCCUCGCUCAAGAACAUGUACAUCGCCCUCAAGAAAGACUACCCGACCUUCUCCCCGCCUCCCAAUAAGGGCGGCCUCCUGACUCCCUGGGCGGAUCGCGGUGUCCUUCUUCUCAACACAUGUCUGACGGUGCGCGCUCAUGAGGCCAACUCCCACGCGAACCGCGGCUGGGAGCGCUUCACCCAAAAGGUCAUUGACCUCGUCGCCACCAAGAGGACCCGUGGCGUCGUCUUCAUGGCCUGGGGCACCCCCGCCGGCAAGCGCGUCGUCAAGGUGGACCCCAAGAAGCACCUGGUCCUCAAGAGCGUACACCCCAGCCCGCUCAGCGCAUCCAGGGGCUUCUUCGACUGCGGGCACUUCAAGAAGGCCAACGAGUGGUUGGCCACCCGGUACGGCGCUGGCGCUGAGAUCGACUGGGAUCUGAGUGGGGCCAAAAAGGUCGAGACGACGGUCGUGGAGACCAAGAAGGCCGAGACCGACGAGAGUGGUGAGGUCGAGAAGGUGGAGACGGAGGUCAAGACCUCGCCCCAGGAGUCUGCCGAGGAUUCGCCCAAGGAAGACAAGGCUUAA